Bubalus bubalis (water buffalo) is the source of this 1091-nucleotide messenger RNA. It is a transcript of the gene CCNI2, whose product is annotated as cyclin I family member 2. NCBI's taxonomy places the organism in Eukaryota, Metazoa, Chordata, Mammalia, Artiodactyla, Bovidae. Gene Ontology annotation, biological process: regulation of cyclin-dependent protein serine/threonine kinase activity; mitotic cell cycle phase transition. Gene Ontology annotation, cellular component: nucleus; cyclin-dependent protein kinase holoenzyme complex; cytoplasm. The record is from RefSeq and is a predicted model, not a curated record. Gene Ontology annotation, molecular function: cyclin-dependent protein serine/threonine kinase regulator activity. The transcript has 5 exons. The coding region runs from base 152 to 946 and encodes 264 amino acids.
CAGGACAGUCCCAGGGCCAGGAGUGGGAGGUGGGCCAGCUGGGCCCGCUCCGCCCCGCCCCGCCUCGUGGCCUCCCCAGCUGCAAGUCACUGACGCUGGGGUAGAAAACGCCAAGCUAAGCCGGGACCCAGACCCAGGAUCUGACGCAGCCAUGGCUUCCGGAGGGCGGCAUGCGCCGCAGAACUCGGCCUCGGAGGUGAGACCCUCCCGGUGUCCAGGUAAGAGUUCGGACGAAAGUCUAGGCGAAAUGGCCCUUCGCUGUCUGCUCCCGCCGCGGCCGUGGAACGUCUCUCUCUCCGCGGCGAUCCAGAAAAGUUUCUCGGAGACGUGCCUGCGCGAUGCGCUCCGGCCCCCGGCGCCUUCGUGGACCAGAUCCGUGCGGGGGGGAAUGCGCGCUCGGCCACCUGCAGGCCCCGAUCCCGCCGCAGCUCGGGGGCCGCCGCCCGCACCAUCUACGCAGCCCCCAGUCCCCAGCACCCCCAGGCUCAUGCAGAAAACCUGGGGAGGCUUCCCGGACCAGCGCCAGCUGCUCGCCUACCUGACGCAGGCCCAGGGCCGCGAGGCGCGUCUGUGGCGGGGUGGCCAACUCCAGCAGGCUGAGAUUUGCGAAGCCUUCAGGGAAGUUGUGUUGUGGCUCCUGAGAGUUGAGAACAUCUUUGACUUCUCUCAGACCACUUUUAACCUGGCUCUCUCCAUCUUCAGCCGCCUCAUAGUUUCAGUAAAGAUAAAAAAGCAUUUACUCCAUUGUGUCACAAUUACUUCCUUGAGACUUGCUACAAAAGUUAAUGAAGAAGAGGAGUUAAUUCCACGCAUAAAAGACUUCAUAAAGCAUUAUGGCUCUGGCUAUUCCCCGAAUGAGCUCCUCAGGAUGGAGCUGGCUAUUUUGGACAACCUGCACUGGGACCUCUACAUCGGGACACCGCUGGACUUUCUGUCCAUAAACUGAAACACUGUCAAGUGGGUACUUUAGGCUCUUAAUGACCAUGUCACAAAGCGGACUGUCUUUUUCUCACCAGGGUUGAAGCUUAGCUUGGCCGCACAGUGGGUAUUAAGCCUCAAUCCCCUUCUGGGGCCAUGGAUGGGAACGAAAA